AGUGUGUUUUUUAUGAUUGUUUCUUAAACAUGUUGCUUGUUUCGUAGUAGCAAAAUAUUGUUUUCCCUGCGUUGAUCUCGAAUUAAGUUAGAAAAAUGUUAUUAUUGUGUGCUAAUACUGAGCUAACAAACGCAUCCAUCGAAUAACGAAAUCGAAUGACUAAGGAGAAGUACAAAAGAAUCUCAAGAAUGGUGAGCAAAUCGUUUCUGUGGGGAGUGAUUGCCGCCUCGCUGACCUGGUCCGUCAGCUUGUAUCUGUACUGGAAUCUCAUGAGCGAUGGAACUGGAGCUGCGUCUUCUUCGCCGGUAGCUUUGGCUUCCUCGAACGAACAGCGGGUCGCCCCGGAACCUGUUGAACAGGUGGUGCCACAGCAUCGGCAUAGCAAUUUGAUUGAAUCGGAUUCAUUGGAGGGCAAGUCGAGGAACGAAAAGAGUUUUAGCUUCUUCAAGGAGAAGUACAAGCGGUACCAGAAGGAGCAGGAGUACCGGAAGAUUAGCCACAAGCUGUUUGAUGAGCUGAGGCCGAUGGUGCCGAACGGGACGGAUGAGUUUGGGAUGGUAAGGAACUCGGAGGAGCAGUUUAUACGGGACGUGGGCUACAGGAAGCAUGCGUUCAAUGUGCUUGUUAGCAGCAAGAUUGGACCGUUUCGAGAGGUUCCGGAUACGAGGCAUAAGCUGUGAGUAAUCUUUAGUUUUACUUAGUUUUUUUUGCAAAUAAUUUUUAAAUUUCUUAUUAUAUUGAAUUAGAAAGCCUUUUUAAACAGUGUUAGACCAUUUCAUUUGAUCAGAUUUUAAAAUUUGUUUAGAAUUAUAUUCGUAGAUGGUCUCGUGCACUCGUAGAGCUACAGUCAUUGGAUAUAGAGUCCAGAAAUUGUAAAAUAAAAUGAAAAAUGAAUCACUUUAUGUAAUAUGCUUCUGCAAACAACAUUUAGAAAACAAUGUUUAAUUUAUGCAUUCUUAAUCAAGAUUUUAUUGAUAUUUUUUGCAUUUAUUCAGGAGUG
Messenger RNA from Culex pipiens pallens (northern house mosquito), 1000 nucleotides. RefSeq names its product polypeptide N-acetylgalactosaminyltransferase 11-like. The coding region runs from base 156 to 680 and encodes 174 amino acids. The transcript is spliced from 2 exons. Lineage: Eukaryota; Metazoa; Arthropoda; Insecta; Diptera; Culicidae. The record is from RefSeq and is a predicted model, not a curated record.